Messenger RNA from Pleurotus ostreatus (oyster mushroom), 2244 nucleotides. RefSeq names its product Severe Depolymerization of Actin (gene SDA1). Lineage: Eukaryota; Fungi; Basidiomycota; Agaricomycetes; Agaricales; Pleurotaceae. Gene Ontology annotation, biological process: ribosomal large subunit biogenesis; ribosomal large subunit export from nucleus. Gene Ontology annotation, cellular component: nucleolus. Bases 1 to 2244 code for a protein of 747 amino acids. The transcript has 9 exons. The record is from RefSeq and is a predicted model, not a curated record.
AUGGGACGCGGUCUCCUCCUCACCUCGAACCUGCCACAGCUGCAGAACCUCAUCAAGAGGGAUCCUGCUGCGUACAAGGAGGAAUUCCUGCAACAAUGGAAUCACUACAACAGCAUUCGCCAGAUAUAUCUCAUCAACCCCAACGAACAUGCCCAAAAUUUCCGAGAACUUGUAGCGUUCAUAUCUCAGGUAUCGACUUGUUAUCCCAAAGAGACCGCCGAAUUUCCGUCACAAAUUUCGUUCUUACUUCUGGAGCAUUAUGGUGCUCUGUCGCCAGAUACACGGAAGGCUCUCGUGCAAAAUCUGGUCAUGUUGCGAAACAAGAAUGUCAUAACGUCUGUCGAGUUGCUCAAAACGCUGUUCCCCCUUCUCCCUCGCACAACGUCUUCAUCUCUUCGAGCAUCAAUACGCAAAACUAUCCUCACAGAUAUCAAAACGGCUAACUCACGAACGGCCAAUCACAAGCUCAAUAGAGCCGUCCAAGCAAUGUUAUUUGGCAUGGUUGAGCGGGGCAUGGACGGAGAAGUGCAGGGUGACAAGGGAAAACUCAGAGCGAACAAUUCUGGGCCAACCAGUGACAAGGCAGCGCAUGGAGGCGAAGACGCGAUCUGGGCAAUCAUCCUCACAAAGGAACUGUGGCGGAAAGGCGUUUGGACUGACGCCAAGCCAGUGUCCAUCAUAGCACUUGGCUGCUUCCAUCCUGUCCUGAAAGUGCAGAGCGCUUCUCUCCAUUUCUUCCUUGGUAGCGACGAAGAGAAGGAGGACAGCGACGACGAAGGGGACGACGAAGUUGACGUCAGCGCUCUUCAUCAUCGCCGGGAGAUCAACAAGAAGACUCGCAGCGGUGACAAGAAGCUAAGGAAACAACUGCAUAGCGCAAAAAAGAAAAAGUACGGUAACCAACCGACAUCCAACAACCCCAACUUCCCCGCUCUCCAACUCCUCAAUGACCCCCAAACCUUCGCGGAGAAGCUCUACGAUCUCCUCAACCGCUACGACAAACGCUUCUCCCUCGAACACAAAGUCCUAAUGAUGCAACUCCUCUCCCGCGUCAUGGGCGCCCACAAACUCUGCGUCCUCGAUUUCUACACCUACAUCUUCAAAUACCUGACCUACCAUCAAUUGCGCAUACCUUCCAUCCUCGUUGCUCUCGCGCAGAGUGUUCACGACCUAACGCCCCCUGAUGCACUUACACCUGUGGUCCGGAAGCUCGCGCACGAGUUCAUUCAUCCUGGAGUGGCUAGUGAAGUUGUCGCAGCUGGGAUCAACGCGAUACGGGAGGUGUGUAGGCGGCAACCAUGGGCGAUGGAAGAAGACUUGUUGGGAGAUUUGAUUGAAUACAGGAAGAGUAAAGAUAAAUCCGUCACGGCUGCGGCCCGAGGCUUGCUACAGCUGUACCGAGAUGUAAAUCCCGGUAUGCUGAAACGACGUGAACGGGGCAAAGAGGCUGCGAUUGGGAUGGCCGCGGGAUCCCACCAGCCAUUACCAUUCGGACACAGUGCGGACGCUGCUGUCGACAUCGCAGGUCUUGCGCUGCUGGAGGAUCAUCUUAAGCAAUUACGCGAAGAAGAUGGGGUUGAAGACAAAGAAGACGACGAAACUGCUUGGGACAACUGGGACGUUGAGUCGGAUUCAUCAGAUAGUGAGUCUGAAAGCGAGGGCUGGGUUGACGUUCAGAGUGAGGGAGGAAGCGAUAUCGAAGUCAGCGACUCGGAAGAUGAGAAAGAUCCGGAGGCGAAAUUAGAGAAGGAAGUGGAUCCUGCGGACCGCAUAUCAACACUGGCUACAACCAAAAUCCUUACUCCCGCUGACUUUGCUCUGUUACACGAUCUACGGCUACAAGCCGCCGCGAAAGCGGUUGAAGCUGGGGGCGGCAGUAAAGCGAAGAGAAAACUAGCUGCUCUUGAGGCAGAGCGCAAGGUUGCUCGAGAGGGCGCGAACGAAGAGGACACCUUCAUCUCCGAGAACGACAUCCUGGGUCCUCGAAAGAAGGCGAAGGCUGACUACGAAGAGCGCAUGGCCUCUAUCCAGAAGGGACGUGAGGGCCGCGACAAGUUCGGAUCGAGGAAAGGCAAGAAAAACAAGGAGACCGCCAGCUCUUCAACGAAUAGGGAGAAAGCGAGGAACAAGCCCAUCAUGAUGAUUCUCAGUAGCGGAGCGGUGAAAGGGAAGAAAAAGAGGAGUCUCCGGGAAAAGCAACAAAAGUUGCGCGCACAUAUAAAUCUGGCAAAGAAGUCCAGAUAA